Molecule: messenger RNA, 1112 nt
Organism: Chaetomium fimeti
Lineage: Eukaryota; Fungi; Ascomycota; Sordariomycetes; Sordariales; Chaetomiaceae
Product: RTA1 like protein-domain-containing protein
Exons: 2
Coding region: 189-1112 (307 amino acids)
Cellular component (GO): membrane
Source: RefSeq, a predicted model, not a curated record
AAGUUUGCAUCUGGUCUGUGUAUUUAUUUCUACCCCUGAGCCCCCUUUCGGAAUUGAACUAUCUGCCAUGUUGAAUUACUCAGAAUACUUCCCUUUCUUAGACUUCUUGUUAGACUUAUUGCUCUCUCCCAAUUCCCACACCCCAACCCUCAACCCCAACUGAGCGACUGAGAGGGCUAUCAACCAUCAUGGCCCUGAAUGACGGUCCCCCUUUCGGCCCCGUGGUCAACGGGACCAUGGUAGUCGUCUUCUGGGAAUACCGUCCAAGCAACGUAGCCGCCUACCUCUUCCUCGCCCUCUUCGCCCUCGCCACGCUCGGCCACCUCAUCUACCUAAUCUGGCUCCGCGCCUGGACCUUCAUCCCCUUCCUCCUCGGCGGCAUCUGCCAAAUCUUCGGCUACCUCGAGCGCGCAGCAGCCCACACCCAGCCCACCACCCUCCGCCCCUGGAUCCUGCAGAACAUGCUCCUCCUCGUCUCCCCGCCCCUCCUCGCCGCAACCCUCUACCUCACCCAGCACCAAAUCACCCGCGCCCUCCUCCACGGCACCACCCCCACCAACCCCCACCCCAAACGAAAUUGCUGCCGGACCUGCUGCACCCCGACCCCAACAAAAGCCUACAUCCUCGCCGACAUAAUCGCCAUCUUCACCCAGCUGAUCGGCACCGUGCUCCCCGCGAGCGGCACGCCCGAGGGCCAACAGCUCGGCAAGGCCGUCGUGCUGGCCGGCCUGGCCGUGCAGCUGGGCGCGCUGGGCGUGUUCAUGGGCGUCAGCUGCGGGCGGACGCACUUCCGGCUGCGGCGGGAUCCGAGCCGGUCGCGGGCGAUGGUGGCGGACCCGGGCGUGAAUUGGCUGGGGUAUUUUGUGGUGAUGGAGGUGGCGGCGGGGAUGUUGAUCGUGCGGAGCGCGGUGCGCGGGGCGGAGUUUUUGGAGGGGAGUAGGGGGGUGGUGAUGGGGCAUGAGGUGUUUGUGUACGUGUUUGAUGGGGUGGCGAUGCUGGUGGUGAUGGUGGGGUUUUUGGUGCUGUAUCCGGCGAGGCUGGUGAGGGAGGUGGAGAGGUUGGAGGGGAGGGAGAAGGGGGAGGGGAGGGGUGAGGGGGGGUUGUUGGGUUGA